This is a messenger RNA of Dentiscutata heterogama, 305 nucleotides long. NCBI's taxonomy places the organism in Eukaryota, Fungi, Glomeromycota, Glomeromycetes, Diversisporales, Gigasporaceae. The record is from the annotation of a GenBank genome assembly.
GGGCAAUUACCAGGAAAAAAUCUGAAUUAAAAAAAGUUAGUAAAACAGGCCAAGAACAAGCAAUGCAGAAAAGGAAUAGCUUAACAAAGAUUAGGCGAAAAGAACUGUACAAGAUUCAAAUCCAACAAUAUGAAACUAAUCAAUUAGAAAAGAAAUUAGGAAAGAAAUUAGGAAAGAAAUUAGGAAAGAAAUUAAAAAAUAAAUUAGAAAAUAAAUUAGAAAAUAAAUUAGAAAAUAAAUUAGGAAAUAAAUUAGGAAAUAAAUUAGAAAAGAAAUUGGAAAAAUAUCAAAUUCAGAAUCGGCAA